Lethenteron reissneri (Far Eastern brook lamprey) is the source of this 1332-nucleotide messenger RNA. It is a transcript of the gene PIERCE1, whose product is annotated as piercer of microtubule wall 1. Gene Ontology annotation, cellular component: axonemal microtubule. Gene Ontology annotation, biological process: axoneme assembly. Lineage: Eukaryota; Metazoa; Chordata; Hyperoartia; Petromyzontiformes; Petromyzontidae. The record is from RefSeq and is a predicted model, not a curated record.
ACGGGGCAACGUUGCCACAACAACAACAACGACGACGCACGCGCAUCACCACCAUCAUCACCACCACCAUCAUCACCAUCACCACCAUCACCACCACCAUCAUCACUAUCACCAUCAUCACUAUCACCACCACUAUCACCACCUUCAUCAUCGCCACCACCACCAUCAUCACCACCACGAUCACCACCAUCAUCACCACCAUCAUCAUCACCACCAUCAUCAUCACUGCACUCGCACAGAAGCACGCUUCAACCCCACAGAGAGACACAGAGAGACACAGAGAAGACGACUUCGUAAGACGUUCGCUUUUAGGGUUCAAUUUUGUGUUAGUUCUUUACGUUUAUUUUUUGUUCAAAGCGUGAAGAAUCGACCGCACGUUUCACGCAUCACGACGGCCCCAUUGGGAUCUUCGUCUUUGAGCAGCUGCGAUGGCGAGUCAGGAGCCGGCGGGCGAGGAGCCUGACGACCGAUGCACCCACGAGCUCUACCGAGUGAGCCCUCACCUGCCCAGGAGAUUUGACGAGCCUCACCUGCUGCUCGCCUACGGCUCCAAGCCCACGCACCCCGUGUACCGCACGUCGAACCAGGCGUACGGACGCAGAGCUCCAACCGUGCACGAGAUGCCGACAGUGUUCCGAGGCCGCUCGCAGGAUUUCUCGACUCACCUGGGGCAGUGCGGGAUGUACCGCAACCGCGGACUCAACACGGCCGUCGACCGCAGCGUGGUGGAGGCCGGGGGCGGUGGCGCUCUCGCCGUGUCGGCGCGCCACCAACGCAUCGCCUUCCACGAGGCCGUACAGGCGCUCGCUGCCGGCACCGUCGCCGGCGGCGCUGCCGGCACCGGCAACGGCCACUAGGACAAAAGCCGCUGAGCGGACGGGCGCGGGUUGUAUCAGGGAUACUGUUCGGUUUUUUCGGUAAAGUCACGUAGGUAAAAAAUGAAAUUGAAAGUUAAUAAAAGUAAUAAUGGAAAUAAAAUAAAAAAAUCACGACGUUUCGGAGGCAAUACAAGUCUCCGUCAUCAGGUGGUACCGUCACAGCUAAAAGUACUGCAUCAAGUGAUUUUGCACCAAACUUUGCAGCCAUAGCUGGCUGCAUGAGUCACUCCACAACAGCAGGAGCAUCAGUCGGAGUGCCAACAUUUUUGGUGAUGGGGAGGGAUGGGUGGACCACGUUCCUGGCACCCCCAAAGUCCCAUCGUUCGUUGUCGCCAAAUGUUGCCGCUAGAUGGCAGCAUUCGCCUUUGUGAUGUUACUUUUCGCAGAUUGACGAUGCCUUUGUCACACACACACACAAAUAAAAGGUCAAAAGUGACUUCCCGCGCCACUCAAA